AUGUCUGUGACUCAAGUGGAAGAUGGCUUUCCUUUUUGCACAAACUGGUCUUCUAAUGUCUCAGUGAAUGGGACUCGGGAACCCUUUGCAAGCCCUCUGACGGACUACGAUGAGGAAGAAUUUCUGCGAUACCUCUGGAAGGAAUAUCUGCAUCCCAAGGAAUAUGAAUGGGUACUCAUUGUUGGCUACAUUAUUGUGUUUCUUGUGGCUCUCAUAGGAAACAUCCUAGUUUGUGUUGCAGUGUGGAAAAAUCAUCACAUGAGGACUGUGACCAAUUACUUCAUCGUCAACCUCUCUUUGGCUGAUGUCCUGGUCACCCUCACUUGCCUUCCUGCAACACUAGUGGUGGAUAUCACCGAGACGUGGUUCCUUGGCAACAGCCUCUGCAAGGUGAUCCCUUAUUUGCAGACCGUGUCAGUCUCUGUUUCUGUACUGACCCUUAGCUGCAUCGCACUGGAUCGAUGGUAUGCAAUUUGUCACCCGCUGAUGUUCAAAAGCACAGCCAAGAGGGCCAGGAGCAGCAUCCUUGUUAUCUGGAUGGUGUCCUGCCUUAUCAUGAUCCCCCAGGCGAUUGUUAUGGAGUGCAGCAGCAUGUUUCCCGGAUUAGCUAACAAAACCAUCUUGUUCACUGUCUGCGAUGAGCGUUGGGGUGCUGAAUUUUUCCCCAAAAUGUAUCAUACCUGUUUCUUCCUGAUAACCUAUCUGGCUCCAUUGUGUCUUAUGGUGCUAGCCUACUUACAGAUAUUUCAAAAGCUGUGGUGUCAGCAGAUUCCAGGAACGUCAUCCAUAGUUCAGAGGAGAUGGAGGCCACUGCAGUCCACGGCACAGGCGCGGGAACCUGGGCCAGCAGUACACUUGACGAUUAGUGUGGUGGCAGCUGAAGUCAAGCAGAUCAAAACCAGGAGGAAAACAGCCCGGAUGCUGAUGGUGGUGCUCUUGGUUUUUGCCCUCUGCUAUCUCCCCAUUAGCAUUCUCAACAUCUUGAAAAGAGUUUUUGGGAUGUUUAACAACGCUAAAGAUCGAGAAACAGUCUACGCUUGGUUUACUUUCUCCCACUGGCUUGUAUACGCAAAUAGUGCAGCCAACCCAAUUAUUUACAACUUUCUUAGUGGAAAAUUUCGGGAAGAAUUUAAAGCUGCUUUUUCUUGCUGCUGCUUUGGUGUUGGCCAUCACCAAAAUGCCACCCCCAGAGGAAGGAGAAGCAUGGACAGUCGGAAGUCCUUGACAACCCACACCAGCAAUUUUGAUCAUGCUUCAAAGCUCUCAGAACAUGUUGCCUUGACUGGUAUAAUCUCACAGCCCACAAACGGCCCUGGAUGUGUUGGGAGCUGA
Molecule: messenger RNA, 1332 nt
Organism: Thamnophis elegans (Western terrestrial garter snake)
Lineage: Eukaryota; Metazoa; Chordata; Lepidosauria; Squamata; Natricidae
Gene: HCRTR2
Product: hypocretin receptor 2
Exons: 7
Coding region: 1-1332 (443 amino acids)
Biological process (GO): circadian sleep/wake cycle process; G protein-coupled receptor signaling pathway; feeding behavior
Cellular component (GO): membrane
Molecular function (GO): orexin receptor activity
Source: RefSeq, a predicted model, not a curated record